AUGAUCGAAAGAAAGCUCCUGGAGAGAGCGGCAAACAGGCAGCACGUUGAGGCACGCCGGGCCGAAGAGCGGGGAGGCAGACACAGGCUGCUUCGCGAUGUCCACGCCAUGAAGACGAGGAUGGCACAGGCGCGCAAGGAGGAAUAUCGAAAAGAACAGGAAACUGCAAGUUCUCAGCGGGAAGAAGAGCUUAGAAGGAAAGCUAACCGGGCUCGCAUCAUCCAAAAACAGCACAAAAGACUCCUCUACUUUCUCGGGUAG
Messenger RNA from Toxoplasma gondii ME49, 261 nucleotides. RefSeq lists its product as hypothetical. The record is from RefSeq and is a predicted model, not a curated record. Lineage: Eukaryota; Apicomplexa; Conoidasida; Eucoccidiorida; Sarcocystidae. The coding region runs from base 1 to 261 and encodes 86 amino acids. The transcript has 2 exons.